Molecule: messenger RNA, 753 nt
Organism: Geodia barretti
Lineage: Eukaryota; Metazoa; Porifera; Demospongiae; Tetractinellida; Geodiidae
Source: the annotation of a GenBank genome assembly
AUGCGAGGAGAUUUUGAAGCCUAUCUUAAUGAUUCAUUUCGUGAUGAAAAUGGAAACCUUGAUUUAGCAGCGUUGUUGGCGUUAGAGGAUGAAGCCGACAUGGACGUUGCGGUUAUUAUGCCGAAUACCCAGCCUCUCCCCGAAAAUAAUGAGCUUGCCGACGCGAUUCGCGGUAAUUCGCGCGCACUUGGCUGUGCCCUCGUGCAUCCAACGGAACCAGAACCCGUUGAGCAGGUUAGGUUAGCAGCCGAGGAAUGGGGAAUGCGCGGGAUCAAACUGAUGCCUGCGGUUCACAAAUACGAUGUGGAUGAUGAAAUGGUGCGUCCCGUUGUUGAAGCUGCCCGUGAUUACGGGCUUAUUGUCUCAAUUCAUUCCGGACCUGACAAUUGCCAUCCAAACCGGAUUGGCACUGUGGCAAGCUGGGUGCCAGAAACCCCGGUUAUCAUGGAUCACAUGGGAUUUCCAGACGAUUUAGAUUCGGCUAUCUCUAUCGCAAAAGCCAACGAAAAUAUCUCGUUGGGAACUACUAUUUUACGCUUUCAUCGGCGUUGGGGGACGGAUCCAGAUGCCGUUGUUCCAACGGAAGUAAAAGCCGCUGUUGACGCGCUUGGACCUGAGCAGAUAGUCUUCGGUUCUAAUUUGCCUGAGUACCGUCCUAUUCAGGUUAUCAACGCCCUCAAACGGUUGGAACUCGGCGAUGAUGCCGAAGCACAGAUUUUCGGUGGAAAUCUCGCUCGUAUCUAUGGAUUUUAA